Molecule: messenger RNA, 3618 nt
Organism: Closterium sp. Naga37s-1
Lineage: Eukaryota; Viridiplantae; Streptophyta; Zygnematophyceae; Desmidiales; Closteriaceae
Source: the annotation of a GenBank genome assembly
AUGGCGUUCCGUGAAGAGAAGGAUACGUUUGGACCGAUUCAGGUCCCUGCCGACAAAUACUGGGGAGCGCAGACUCAGCGAUCCCUUCAGAACUUUGAGAUUGGAGGAGAGAGGGAGAGGAUGCCAGAUCAGAUUGUGAAAGCAUUCGGAAUUCUCAAGAAAGCCUGCGCACAGGUCAAUCUCGGCUACGGUUUGGAUCCGAAGAUUGGAAAUGCGAUCAUUCAGGCCUCGCAGGAGGUCGCAGACGGGAAGCUUAUGGACCAGUUUCCCCUCGUCAUCUGGCAGACUGGUAGCGGAACUCAGUCCAACAUGAACGCCAAUGAGGUCAUUGCCAACCGUGCUGCUGAGAUUUUGGGAUCCAAGCUUGGUGACAAGGGCAUUGUUCAUCCCAACGACCACGUGAACAUGAGCCAGUCCUCCAAUGACACCUUCCCCACCGUGAUGCACAUCGCUGCUGUUGUGGAGGCGCACUCGAAUCUAAUUCCGCACCUUCAGUCCCUCUACGAUUCCGUUGCAGAGAAGGCUGAGGAAUUCAAGGACAUUGUCAAGAUUGGCCGCACUCACACUCAGGACGCAACGCCGCUGACCCUUGGUCAAGAAUUCAGUGGCUACGCCACGCAGAUCAAGUAUGGCAUUCGGCGUAUUGAGGACACACUCCCGCGCCUUUACCAACUCGCACAAGGAGGAACGGCGGUCGGCACUGGUCUCAACACGAAGUUGGGGUUUGACGUGAAGGUUGCUGCGGCUGUUGCUGAGGACACGAAGCUGCCAUUCAUCACUGCCGAAAACAAAUUUGAAGCACUGGCCGCUCAUGAUGCGCUUGUGGAGGCAAGCGGGGCGCUUAACACAGUGGCCGUGUCACUCAUGAAGAUUGCUAACGACAUUCGCUUCCUUGGCAGUGGCCCUCGGUGUGGUUUGGGCGAGCUUUUCCUGCCUGAGAAUGAACCAGGCAGCAGCAUCAUGCCUGGCAAGGUCAACCCAACACAGUGUGAGGCGCUCACAAUGGUCUGCGCUCAGGUGAUGGGUAAUCAUGUUGCUGUUUCGAUCGGAGGUUCGAAUGGUCACUUUGAGCUCAACGUCUUUAAGCCCCUUAUGGCUGCUAAUCUGCUUCAGUCUAUGCGCCUCCUAGGUGAUGCUGCUCUUUCCUUCAAGAAGAACUGUGUUGUUGGCAUUGUGGCAAACCGAGCUCGUAUCUCUGACAUCAUGAAGCAGUCGCUCAUGCUUGUUACAGCAUUGAACCCGCACAUUGGAUAUGACAAGGCAGCCGCUGUUGCCAAGAAGGCUCACAAGGAAGGAACUACUUUGAAGGAAGCCGCCAUUGCAUUGGGAGUCAUUACUUCUGAGAAGUUUGAUGAAGUGGUCGUCCCGGAGAAGAUGCUUGUUCCUGCGGCGCCGCCAGCGCCGACGGAGGAGGAGCGGCUAUGGGGUCUGGUGCGCGCCAACUCGGGGGACUUCGAGUCGUGGGUCGCGCUCAUUCAGGAAAGCGAGAAAUCGGACAAGCUCGAGAACCUGCGCUCAGUGUACGACACGUUUCUGGCGGAGUUUCCGCUGUGCUUCGGGUACUGGAAGAAGUACGCGGACCACGAGCAGCGCCACGCCAACAAGGAGCGCGUGCUGGAGGUCUUCGAGCGCGCCGUCGCCGCCGUGCCGUACAGCGUCGACAUCUGGCUGCACUACGUCAACCACCUCACCGCCACCGUCGAGGAUCCCGAGGAGAUCCGCAGGCUGUUUGAGCGCGCGCUGGUGUACGUGGGGACGGACUACCUGUCGCACACGGUGUGGCAGAAGUACCUGGACUACGAGGGCGCGCGCUCCGAGUGGAGCAAGGUCGCCGCCAUCUACACGCGCAUGCUGCAGGUGCCGCUGCAGCAGCUCGACCACUACUACCACGCCUUCCGCCACUUUGCAACAACGCACACACUGGACGAGAUUCGCACGCCCGAGGAGUCCGCAGCAGCCGCAGCAGAAGUGGCGGCUGCUGCUGCCGCCGCCCUCAAGGUGCAGACGGCUGUUCCCGCCCAGCCCGCAGGGGAGGACGGGACCGCUGCUCCAGGCGCGGAGGAGGCGAAAGAGGGAGAGGGCGAGGCUAAGACAGCAGAAGGUGACGCUGCUGCUGCUGGUGAUGGUGCUGCUGCGGGUGCUGAUGCUGCGCCAGGAGCAGAGGCCACCAUGGCCGAUGCUGCUGCUCCUGGCGACGCUGCCACCCCCGCUGCCACUCCCGCUGCCGCUCCUGCCGCGGUCCCCACCCCCGCCCCGCCGCCUGCCUCCGCGCCCGCGCCAGUGCCAAUGGCGAAAACAGAGGAGCAGCAGCUAGCGGAGUACCUGGCGCUGAGGGACGUGAUGUACCAGAGCAGCAAGCGGCGGGAUGGGGAGAUAAGGGAGUUUGAGGUGGUGAUCAAGCGCCCGUACUUCCAUGUGAAGCCGCUGGACGAGGCGCAGCUGAACAACUGGCACCGGUACCUGGACUUCACUGAGAAGGAGGGCAACAUUGCACGGACGAUCAACAUCUAUGAGCGCUGUGUGGUGCCGUGUGCCAACUACCCCGAGUACUGGGUGCGCUAUGUGGAGUGCAUGGACGCUAAUAACGAGGACGAGAGGGCCAAGGACGCGCUACUCAGAGCCACUGCCGUGUUCGUUAAGCGCCGCCCGGAGAUCCACCUGUUUGCCGCCCGGUACAAGGAGCAGCAUGGGGACGUGGAGGGUGCCACAUCAGCGCUGGACACGGCUGCAUCGCUGGCAGCGGGCCUGCUGGAGCUGACGGUGCAGAAGGCCAACCUGGAGAGACGACAGGCUGGUGUAGCGGCAGGGGCAGCAGUGCUGGAGGCAGCAGCGCAGGCGGAGAAGGAGAAAGAGGGGUCCAAGAUCCUGCCCUAUCUGCACCUGCAGCACGCCCGCUACUUGCUCACUGUGGGUGGAGAGGAGGACAAGGCUCGCGAGGCAUUCAAGGCAGCGAUCGAUGCUGCACCGGACAACAAGACCAUCUGGCAGGCGGCCAUAUCCUUUGAGGCGUCGCUGCCGGGUGCAUCGCCGUCGGUGCGCAUGGGGCGAGUGGAAGCUCUGGUGGCAGAUGCACUGGGCAGAGUCAAGGCCGAUAGCACACCACUGCUCUCCGCUGCUGACCGCGAAGACAUCUCCACGAUCGCCGUGGAGCUAGCGGAUCUCUUUGGGGACACAGCAGCAGUGAAGCAAGCAGCAGCGCGCCACCGCUCCCUCUUCCCCUUCAAGCGCCCCACCGCCGCCGCCACCACCGCCGCUGCCGACUCGCGCAAGCGCACCCACCCAGACGGCACCUCCUACCCUGACCGGGCCGGAGGGUACAAGCACCACCGCGCCUCUGCUCCCUCCUCCAACUACUAUGGUGCUGCGGGCGCUGGUGGUUACGGUGGAGCGGCGGGAGGGGGGUAUGGGGGGUACGGGGGGCAGAGGCAGCAGGGCGCGUGGCAGCAACCGGCAGCAGCUGCUGCUGCUGCAACGCCGGCGUCGCCUGCUGCUGCUGCUGCGGCGCCGGCUGCGGCUUCUUCGCCUGCCCAGCAGGGGCAAUGGGGGGCGUAUGGGCAACAGGUGAGAGGUUUUGCACAGGGGAAGUGGUUGGGUGAUUGGAGGGGAGUGGAGGGAUGA